UGUCGUCUCUCCCGUCGCCGUCGAGUAUCUGGUCCUUCGCCUCGCCCUCCGGACCAUCGCCUCUGUCCUUUCUUUCUUCCCUCUCCCUCUCCUUCCGAGAAAAGAGGACCGAUGAGGAAUUGAAUUUGGCUACCCAGAAAAAUUAGGGUUUCUGAGUUCUGUCUCUCAAUCCGGUUCGCUGUAGGAGGAACGGAACAAAAGAAUUUGGAAGAUUAGGGUUUCAGUGCGCUCGAUUGCGUGCCCUCAGAGACGGGUUUUUUCCCCUUUUCUUUUGUGCCCGGAGGAGGGGGGUUACGGUUGUUCUCGUCUCCAGGGAUGGAAAACUGAUCUCCAUGUUCAUCGGGGAGACGGAAUUGUUGGGAGAAAGGGAAGGUGGAUUUCGGUUCCCAACAAAGAUCUCGGAAGGAAUAGAGCGGGGGUUCCUUUGUAGGUUAAGCUGGGGACGUGGGAUUAUAACAGGGGCCCCGCCUUGGGCGGGAGGGGACGGAGGGACGGUGGCAGGGGUGGUGGAGGUGGCGAUGGUGACCGUCGCACGGUUUGGGGUCCGGCAGGCGACAUGUGGGUCGCGACGGGCAGGGAGGGUAAUGAUGGUUUAAGUCUUGAGAGCGAGCAGGACUUGGAUAUCUUGGUGAGGGACUUCGUGGAAAGCGGGUGCGGCGGUGAGGAGUCUUGGUGCAGCAGCGACAGCGAUUCCGGGACGGAUCUCUCAAAAUGUGCUAAGAAGAUUUAUGGAAACACCAGAAAGCUUUUUACGUUGGUGGGCAUGCCCCAAUUUUGGAUGCGUGGAGGGACCAGUCUGUGUGUCUCUUCAGUUCAUUUUUCCCCUUCCUUGAGACACUCGGCUGAUCAGUUGGAAGAUGAUUUAUCAAGAAAAAUACGAAUGCUCGUUCUUUCUAUUGGUGAGACUGAUCUUCGACACAAGAGAGCCAACCCAUGCAAUUGCAGUUGCGUUCGUUGGUCACUUGUUAAACUUUUGAGGCUCUCUGGUUAUAAUGCGAGCAUAUGCACUUCCAAGUGGGAGGCCUCUGGUAAAGUUCCUGGAGGUGAUCAUGAAUAUAUUGAUGUUAUCCUAAGUGGGAACUCCAGGAGUUGUGAACGGAUAAUUAUAGAAAUUGAUUUUCGCAGUCACUUUGAGAUCGCAAGAGCUACUGAAUCCUAUGAUGCAAUGCUGAAUGCUCUUCCUGUGAUUUAUGUCGGCACUUUCUCCAGGUUGAAACAGUUUCUCCAAGCCAUGGUCGAUGCUGGAAAGUUCUCACUGAAGCAGAAUUCGAUGUCUUUUCCACCAUGGAGGUCUCUUACUUAUCUGCAGUCAAAAUGGCAAUCUGUACGUCAGAGGAAAGGCCACCCUGAUGAUCAGAUUGGUUGUGGUUCAUGCUUCGAUAAUGGCCAAUGUGUAGAGGAUCUGAGAAGGCUCAAAGUUAUGCUACAAUCCGAGGCCGAGAUAGAGCGUUUAUUCAAGCCUAUCAUCCGUGAUGGCAUUGGGAGAGAGAGAUUUGAUGGCAGGAGGCGUCCGGUCUAUGUUUCCUGAUCUUCGUAUAUUAGCCAUAAAUUGGCAUAUAAAGUUUUUUGUUUGCUGAUAACAGUGGCGGUGAUCUUCCAGAGUAACGGAUGCUCUCCACCGAAAGUCGAUCAGGUUCCUUUAAGGUGUCAGUGAUUAACUGCAACUUUGAUGUGUGGACUUGAGAGUCGGUGGUGGUGAUAGGUUUUCCCCUUCAAAUGCCUAAAAUCCUCUCUCCUCAGGAGGAAAUUGGAAAGCCGUCUAGUCUCAGGUUGUUCCUGCGAUGGUCCCGGCAGGAAUUUUUUGCGUGACCCUGCUACAAAUGACUCGUCGCCUUGAAUUUUUUAUUUUGUUUUUAUUUUCAUUUUUUAAAUGUAAUGCGUCUCUGUCUAUGGUUGAGUUUUUGUUAUUCUUCAAAAUAUAAUGGAAUAAAGAAGAGAUGUUCUGUGCUCAUUUGAUGAGCAGUAAAAA
Molecule: messenger RNA, 1969 nt
Organism: Nymphaea colorata (pocket water lily)
Lineage: Eukaryota; Viridiplantae; Streptophyta; Magnoliopsida; Nymphaeales; Nymphaeaceae
Exons: 4
Coding region: 557-1528 (323 amino acids)
Source: RefSeq, a predicted model, not a curated record